AGCACAGGCAUAGGCCUGCCUUGGGAUUGGAGCGCAGGAGCUCGUGGUUUAUGGUCGCCGUAAUUUCCGCUCUCGUCAUCCGAUCCGAUCCGCGCCGCUUGAAGCAGAGCCACGGCAGCUCCUAACAUGUCCUCUAAACCAUAUCACCCGCUCGCCUCCUUAGCAUCUAGCGACUCCGCUCCUGCGCCUUCACCCCAGCCUUUAGGUCGUGAGUUAUACGGUAUAGGCCGUGGUCCCGGUUCAGGCUCGGCUCGUGCCCUGUCUUCCGGACCAGGCUCGGAAUCUGCCUCGGCGCAACAAUUGACAUCCGCGACAUCGCAAGGGGCUCACCUCGUGGGGCCGGAAAUUGCGGGAGGAUCUGCUGGUCCGGCGGCGCGAGGAAUCGCUGGGAGCGCGAAGACGGGUUCUGGCACGGUUUCCGUCGCAGAAAACGGCGGAGAUGACGUGGAGCGAUGGAGGGAGGCUGUUCAGGGGCUUCGCGACGCGGAGAGCAUGGUGGGGGCGCUAGAGCAGCUGCUGCUGGGGUCAGAUACACUGUAUCUAGACGCUAAUGCGAUGCGAUCGGCGCGGAGUGUGCACGACGGGCAACGGCAGCUGCAUGCGCUGAAUCGGCGUGUGGCGGGACUGCAGGGGGAGCUGGACGCGGCAGUGGAGGCGGCGAGAGAGGCGAGGGCGGGGAGGCGGGAGAGCGAGGAGGAGAGGCGGAGGAUGAAGGACGCUCUGGCGCAGGCGCAGAGAGACAUGGAGGCCACCUCGGGCGUGUUUGACCUGUACACGAGUGAGCUGCGGGGCCGGCAGCAGCAGCUGGAGCGGGCAGAGGAGGAGGUGCGCCACCUGCAGGCACGCCUGCGCUCCGCAUCCGCCCACCCGUCCGCCUCCGCUCACUCCUCUGCUCAAUCCGCCUCUCAUUCCUCUGCCUCCGCCGCCUCCUCUGUCUCAUACUCCUCGGCUUACGGCUCGGCCCACUCCUCUGCGUAUGCCUCUGCUGCUUCCUCUGUCUAUGGCUCGGCUGUAGAUUUCGCUGCUUCUCCUGCUGCUGCUGCUGCUACUGGCACUUCUCACGCUGCUGGUGCUGCUCGUGCCGGUGCGGUGUCUGCAUGGGUUGCUGGUGCUGCUGCUAGUGCGGGGGUGGUCUCUAAUGGUGGCAGUGGCAGUGGCAGCGGCAGUGGAAAUACUCCCGCUCAAGUGGCUACCACCACUGACCAGUCUCUGCUGGUGGGCUCUUCUCCUCUUCAUUUGACCUCCCAGCCGCCCACUUCACUGCACAGCCAGAUGUUAGGAGAAGGGAGGGAAGGGGGGAGUGAGGAGGGGGCGGGCAUGGGAGGUGUUGGGGUCCUGGGGGAGGAGCGAGAAGAGGAGGCGAGGGAUGUGGGGACAGGCGAGGAGGAAGGGCAGGAGAUGGGGAGUGUUGGAAUGAGUGGUGGCAGUGGUGGUGGCAGUGGUGGUGGCAGCGGUGGUGGCAGCGGUGGUGGCAAUGAGAGGGUUAAUAAAUUGGUGGAAGGUGCUAGUGAGAUGGGAGAGGAGGACGAAUUUGUGGACUCCCUGCAGUGAGCUUCUUUACUAGCGCUGCAUUUGUACCAGAACUUCUGCUCAUUAUUUGAGUAGUACCGUACAGUACAUGAUUCUGAUAUGAUGCUCAACUUUACUAUGGCCAACACUGCAG
Messenger RNA from Closterium sp. NIES-67, 1663 nucleotides. NCBI's taxonomy places the organism in Eukaryota, Viridiplantae, Streptophyta, Zygnematophyceae, Desmidiales, Closteriaceae. The record is from the annotation of a GenBank genome assembly.